Molecule: messenger RNA, 2601 nt
Organism: Penaeus vannamei (Pacific white shrimp)
Lineage: Eukaryota; Metazoa; Arthropoda; Malacostraca; Decapoda; Penaeidae
Source: RefSeq, a predicted model, not a curated record
AUGAAUUUGGUGCUGGUGUCCGGCCUAGCCGCCCACGAGGCGGUACGGCCGGCGACGGGCGUGAGGUCGCUCUCGGAGAGAGGCAAAGUUCUUGCCCACAUCCUUCUGAGGCAUAUCAGAGACCAACUACUGAGGCAUCAGAGGCCGGAGCAAUCUGGAUGCACUCCUGCGACACUCAUUCUGCACCCAGGCUCCAAGAACGACAGAGUCCUAGGUAGAGAAAGAAACAAAAACAAAGAAACAAUAACUGUCCUUUGGAGACAAUUCUCGAGAGAAAAGCAACCGUUUCUCGGCGCAACGAACAUGAAGUCCUGGCUUGCGCUGUUUCUCUUCUUGGCUUUGUCCGGCCUGGUUGCCGGAAAGAAAGGGUGUGCGGGAGGCUCUGGCACCUGUGUUCCAGCGAGGAAAUGCAACAAUCCUCUUGAAAGAGGUUCAUGUCCUGACAAAGAGGUCUGCUGCCUCGACAAAAAUGGAGGUGGAAGAUCAUCAAAGACAGACGGAAAUGAUGAAUGCGAAGGCAAGAAUGGACGAUGCGUGAAAGAAUGGAAAUGCGAAGAAAAAAACGUCCUCAAGAAGGUUGAAUGUAGCGGGAAGAAUAGAGUGUGCUGCCGCAAAGAUGGAAGAUCUUCAAAGACAGACGGAAAUGAUGCAUGCGAAGACAAGAAUGGAAGAUGCGUGAAAGAACAGAAAUGCGAAGAAAAGGAUAUAAUCAAGAAAACUGAGUGCAGCGGACAGAAUAGAGUGUGCUGUCGCCAGGGAGGUAAACGGAAAUCAAAGAGCGACGGAAAUGCUGAGUGUGAGAGUAACGCCGGGAGAUGUGUGAAGAAAUGGAAAUGCGGCAGGGAUAAUAUCCUGAAGAAGAUCGAGUGCAGCAGGAAUAAUGAAGUGUGCUGUGUUCAAGUCACAGGAAAUAAAAGAAAUUCAAAAAUCGACGGAAGUACCGAGUGUCAGAAUAACGAAGGGAAAUGUGUGAGGAAAGUGCAAUGCAACGAGAAAGACGUCCUCAAGAUGUUUGAGUGCAGUGGAAAGAAAGUUUGUUGUCGCCAGGGUGGAAGAUCAUCAAAGACAGACGGAAAUGAUGAAUGCGAAGGCAAGAAUGGACGAUGCGUGAAAGAAUGGAAAUGCGAAGAAAAAAACGUCCUCAAGAAGGUUGAAUGUAGCGGGAAGAAUAGAGUGUGCUGCCGCAAAGAUGGAAGAUCUUCAAAGACAGACGGAAAUGAUGCAUGCGAAGACAAGAAUGGAAGAUGCGUGAAAGAACAGAAAUGCGAAGAAAAGGAUAUAAUCAAGAAAAUUGAGUGCAGCGGACAGAAUAGAGUGUGCUGUCGCCAGGGAGAGAGAAAAAAAUCGAAGAACAACGGAAAUGCCGCGUGUAAGAACAACGCAGGGAAAUGUGUGGAGAAAAUGAAAUGCAAAAAGAAGGACAUCCUCAAGACGAUUGAAUGCAGUGGAAAGAAAGUCUGUUGUGCGGAGGUGGAGGAAACCCAACGUGUAGGGACGAAGUGCAAAAGGUCUGAGAAGAAAUGUUGCAAAGAUAAUUGCAAGAAUAAUCCAGAAGUCUAUGCGAGAUGUUGCAGGUUGUGCGAAGACAAGGAAAAACACAAAUGCAGGAAAUAUGAUGGCUAUUGUAUUGAAAGAGAUCUGGCGGAAUGUCCAGACUAUCUCGUCGUCCUCGAGAAAGGCUGUAGGAAACCAGGGCGCUGUGUAUGCUGUGCAGGCUGCGAAGGGUCGGAGAAGAGAAGAUGCACGAAACUACGCGGAAGAUGUCAAAAGGAGCCAAGUAAAGAUAAGACAGAAGAGAUUGCGAACGGUUGCAAGCUUCCUGGAUGUACAUGCUUUGUCAAACCUUGCAAAGAACUUCAAAGUUGCACGGAUGCAAAUGGUGCUUGUGUCCGGAAGAAGAAGGAUUGUCCAAGUGGCAUACUGGUGAAACAAUAUUGCAAGGGGAAAAAGUGCAAAUGUUGCCUCCCAGCUACGAACCUAAUUAUCAUAUGCUUUCUCUCUUUUCGUAUAUUCUCUUUCCUUAAUGAGAUAAUGAUUGGUAGUACUGAAAGGCAUUAUAUGGUAAAUUGGAUAUAUUUUAAAAACUUUGUUGUCCAUAGAGUAAAACUGUCUGAAAAUUUAAUGAUUUUGUUUUUCUCUCUCGCCAGCUACGAACACAACCGUGCCUCCUACGAACACAACCGUGCCUCCUACGAACACAACCGUGCCUCCUACGAACUACGAAACAACUUGCGUGCUCCUACGAACACAACCGUCCUCCUACGAAACAACUACCGUGCUCCUACAACACAACCGUGCCUCCUACGAACACAAACCGUGCCUCCUCGUGAAACACAACCGUGGCUCCUACGAACACAACCGUGCCUCUACGAACAAACGUGCCUCCUACGAACACAACCGUGCCUCCUACGACAACCGUGCCUAGAAACAACGUGCCUCCUACGAACCUACGACACAACCGUGCCUCCUACGAACACAACCGUGCCUCCUACGAACACAACCGUGCCUCCUACAAACACAACCGUGCCUCCUACAAACACCUACACACAACGUGGCUCCUACGACACAACCUCCUACCGUGGCUCCUACGACACACGCUAG